UUCGCAUCAGGGGAUAUAUAUCCGUGAAGUUUGGGCUUUGCAGUUGCGAGAAAGAUCUGAUAGAAACCUAACGAAAUUCCAUGUGGCUGCUCUCCAAUUCGGGCUGAAACCGAACUCAUCUCCCAUCCAGGAACAUCCGCUCAUCAAACCUCACCUUCCCUUAAAUUUUGGGAUUGUCACUUCACUUCGCAUCUUCAUCUCUAUCACCAUCUUAGCCAUUCAUGUGGACAUCCCAUGCAACUAAUUGAUCAUAUAUUGUAUAAAAAAUUGUAUAUAUAAAAUGAUGUGGCGCGUUAACGAUCAUACAUUGAAACCAAAACACGCCAUAAAAUGAGUUAGAAUUACAAUCAAUCGAACUGUUACGGUAUGAACUAUAUUUUCUGGGAAAUAAUCCAUAAGAAUAUCAAUUUUCACGAGUAUAUAUACAGAGGUGAGGCCAUUCGGUUGGGUUAAUGUUGGAGUUGGGUGUUGAAAGGAGAGUGUAAAUGACACUGGUAAGAGAGAGGAGGCACCAGCAAGCUCUAAGGCUAUCCCUGCCGCCCCCUGUCCCAGCAGCCGACUUCCGUCGCCGGAGUCCACUCCCAUCGCCGCUCUCGUCGACGUCUUCGAACUCCCCGGGCAUCACCAACCUGUUUGAGCUCGAGAAACUGGCGGUCCUCGGCCACGGGAACGGGGGCACGGUCUACAAAGUUCGGCACACGUCCACGUCGUCGAUCUACGCGUUGAAAGUCCUCCGCUUGGACGAGGAUGCGGUGGCGGUCCGGCAGCAGGCGGCCCGGGAAGCGGAGAUUUUGAAGCGAGUGGAUUCCGAGUUCAUAGUGAAGUGUCAUGCGGUUUUUGAUAAUGGGUUGGCUGAUGCGGAUUGCGCCGGGAGUGAGCUUUGCUUUGUGAUAGAGUACAUGGAGGGAGGAUCGCUCGAUGAUUUGCUGCGUAGGCGGCGGAAGCUGCCGGAGGAGGCGAUUUCCGGCUUGGCGACGCGGGUGCUGAAAGGGCUAAACUAUCUGCAUGAGAUGCAGAUAGUGCAUGGAGAUAUCAAACCCUCAAAUCUACUGAUAAACGGCGAAGGAGAGGUGAAGAUUGCAGAUUUUGGGGUGAGCAGAUUUGUGGAAGGGAAAUUUGAAUCCAGUGAAUCUUUUAUGGGUACAUCUGCAUAUAUGAGUCCUGAAAGAUUUGACCCAGAGAUGUGGAAUGAAGACUUCUCCGAUGGCUUCGCCGGAGACGUUUGGUCGCUCGGAGUUGUGUCGGCGGAAUGCCAUGUGGGCCAUUUUCCGUUGAUAGCGCCGGGGCAGAAACCGGACUGGGCAACGCUAAUGUGUGCAAUUUGUUUUGGGGAAAGGAUGGAGAUACCAGAGACGAUGUCACCGGAGUUUCAGAGCUUUGUGGGGAGGUGUUUGGAGAAGGAUUGGCGGCGGAGAGGGACGGUGGAGGAGCUUCUCAGCCACCCGUUUGUGACAUCAUGUCAUUCUCCGCAAGAGUUGGAAGGUUGAUUACUAAGCGCCCCCCCCCCGCUUUAGUCAUUUCCUUCUAUUUUUGAUAGGUUUUAAUGAGUUUGAAUUAACUUCUCGUACAAGUUUAUUUCGCUAGUUAAAAAGAGGAAAGAUGCGAUAAUUACACUUCGUAAACACAAACAAACAAUUAUGAUAAUUUUUUUUUAUCUAUUAAUGAAUAGAAGUAAUAAAGUGAUGGUUUGUUCCAAGGCAUUGUUUGUUCAGACUUCGUUGUACAAGCAAACCUUCCUUGGAAGGCUGGGAAUGGGAUGGCCCAAAAAUGGCGAGCAAGCAAUGGACGAGGCAGAUAUCUUCCAAAUGUCUGGUUUUAUGCCUCAUCAAGAGUCAAGCAUUGGCCAUAUCAAUAAAACAAAUAAGCCAACAGAGAC
Molecule: messenger RNA, 1876 nt
Organism: Diospyros lotus (date-plum)
Lineage: Eukaryota; Viridiplantae; Streptophyta; Magnoliopsida; Ericales; Ebenaceae
Product: mitogen-activated protein kinase kinase 10
Exons: 1
Coding region: 486-1487 (333 amino acids)
Biological process (GO): protein phosphorylation
Cellular component (GO): cytoplasm
Molecular function (GO): protein serine/threonine kinase activity; ATP binding
Source: RefSeq, a predicted model, not a curated record